Messenger RNA from Gadus chalcogrammus (walleye pollock), 1464 nucleotides. RefSeq names its product fibroblast growth factor 24 (gene fgf24). Gene Ontology annotation, molecular function: growth factor activity; type 1 fibroblast growth factor receptor binding; type 2 fibroblast growth factor receptor binding. The record is from RefSeq and is a predicted model, not a curated record. Gene Ontology annotation, cellular component: cytoplasm. The coding region runs from base 107 to 739 and encodes 210 amino acids. The transcript has 5 exons. Gene Ontology annotation, biological process: neuron differentiation; positive regulation of cell population proliferation; dorsal/ventral pattern formation. NCBI's taxonomy places the organism in Eukaryota, Metazoa, Chordata, Actinopteri, Gadiformes, Gadidae.
ACACUGGAAUUCAACCGUGUGUGUGAGCCCGCCCUGGAGGAGCGGGUCUGUCCGCGUCCCGGGCUGUGAUCUGUGAGACAGGUGUCUCUCAGGUGUCUCUCUCACCAUGUCGGUCAUCCCGUCCAGGCUCGUGUACCUGUGUUUACAUUUGCUGGUCCUCUAUUUUCAACUCCAGGAGUCCCAGCAGACCUCGGCUGACUUCCGGUUCUACAUCGAGAACCACACACGGAACCCAGAGGACCUGAGCCGCAAGCAGGUGCGGAUCUACCAGCUGUACUCCCGCACCACGGGGAAGCACGUCCAGGUGAUGGGCAAGAGGGUCAACGCCAACGGAGACGACGGCGGCAAGUUCGCGCUCCUAGUGGUCGAGACGGAGACCUUCGGCAGCCACAUCCGAAUCAAGGGCAAGGAGAGCGAGCACUACAUCUGUAUGACGGACAAGAAGAAGAUAGUGGGCCGGCAAGACGGACGUAAGCAGGAGUGUGUGUUCGUGGAGGAGUUCCUGGAGAACAACUACACGGCGCUGGUGUCGGCCAAGUACAAGGGCUGCUACCUGGGCUUCAACCGCAAGGGCCGGCCCAAGAACGGCUCGCGCACCGCGCAGACGCAGCAGGAGGUGCACUUCAUGAAGCGUCACCCCAAGGGCAAGGAGGACCCCCUGGAGGAGUUCCGCUUCACCACAGUCACCAAGGCAACACGCCGCGUGCGUCGCUUAAAGCUCCACCCGCGGCGGAACUGACGGAGCCUCCGCCUGCCGCUGCCGCCGCGGGGAUGCUACCGCGGCUCUGGUUUUAUUAUUUUUGUAAAAAGAAUCUCGAAACUUUUUUUGUCCCGUGGUGAAAAAUCACAAAAACACAAAACAAACGUUUGAGGAACUUUACUUGUUCUGCGAUAGAACGAGGAACCGGGAGAGGAGCGGAGACGAGGCGGAGGAGAAAUCAAAGAUGUUUUAUUUUUUUAUUGUGGACUGCGGGACGGGUGGUGUUGAGGUGGUGUUGAGGUGUCGGGGUGGUGCUGAUGCUGGAGCUGACGUGAGUGGGGAGGAGGGCUCGCUUCGGGACAGAGAGCGACUGACAUCAGUGCGGACCCCACACCCUGAGCAGCCCCCCCUACGAGCCUUUAUGGGAAUACCGUGUUGCUUUCUGUUUGCGUUGCCCCUGACGACGCAGACUCCAUACUUUCCAGUGGAAUCAGGAGCCAUGGAGACGAGGCCGUGACACCCGGCCCACCUGACAGUCGCUGCUCUCUCUCUCUCUCUCUCUCUCUCUCUCUCUCUCUCUCUCUCUCUCUCUUUCUCUCUCUCUCUCUCUCUCCCCGCCUCGCUCCAUAGUCUCUCUCCCGCCCGCCGCUGGCUUGGCCGUGCUCGCGGGCUAGCCAGGUGGAAUGCGCAGCGAUGAGCAGUCCCUGAACGAGAGGGCGACAUGCUUUGACUAGUCCGCCGAGUGCGCCGCUCUCAGCUCUUGU